AUGUCUAUCACGGACCAUAGCCCCACCACUGGGGUUGUCACAGUUAUUGUGAUACUCAUUGCCAUCGCUGCACUGGGGGCUUUAAUUCUUGGUUGUUGGUGCUACUUGCGGCUGCAGCGCAUCAGUCAGUCUGAAGACGAGGAAAGCAUUGUCGGUGAAGGUGAAACCAAGGAGCCCUUCUUACUGGUCCAGUAUUCGGCCAAAGGCCCGCGGGUGGAGCACAAGACCAAGCUCACACCUAACGGCACGGAGAGCCACACCUAAGACCUCUCACCUCCCUUCACAGUGCACAUGGGUGUUUGUAGACUCCCGUCAGUCUUAAAGAAUUUCAAACCUUACAGUGUCACUCAACACUGAAAUGAAACCAUUCCACCUUUUAAACAAGCUGAAGAACAAAGACAAACCUAGUGCAUGCAGUUGUCUAGUUGCUUUGACUUGAUUUUUUAUUUAUUUUAUUUUUUGCCCAUUUUGUGGUGGUAGAGCCCUGUUAUAAUGUGAAAUCGACAACUGUCAGAGUUUUGUGCAAUGCUGUUUGUAAAGCCGUAACUGAGAUCUGAAGCUAAAUCAAUAAUCUCAGAAUCAAGAUUCUGUUUCUUUAGUGUUUUGACUUUAUUUUUCAUCCAGAGCUGGCUCUGGUAUCAAGAAAUUCAACACAAAUUUUAAUGGACUGAUUUCACAACCAUGUCAAAGUUUUAGAUGGUUUUGAGGCUUUUUAUCCAGUUCAUUCCAUUUACUUUUAAAAAUGUAGGUUCCAUAAAGAACAUUUAACAUGCAUAGCAUCUUUCCAUUCCACAAAAGGUUCUUCAUAGUGGAAAAAAAGAGGUUAUUUUAAGAACUGUUCACUGAAGUGUUUUUGGGGAACAAAAGAAGGCUCUUCUAUGGCAUCUCUGUGAAAACUCUUUUUGAAGCAUUUUUAAGUGUUGAAUUGCAAUACAAAAAGUGUUUUCCAUUACAAAUAAGAACUUCAGGAUACUAUAACUUGCCAAAUUAUGUAAAAUGGCUUUUGAAAGCUCUUACAUUAUAUAUAGUCAUGUUUAGAAUCAUAGUUUCAUUAGCACCUUUUCUCUUCAGUGUGACAGCGUUUGCUGGUUGUGGUUUAAACCUGCUAGGAAACCACUAUAAGAACGAAAGCCAAUGACAGAGGUCUUUUUAUUCUUGCUGAAUUCUAUUGUGACCACAGAGGCUUUUAUUUUUUUGUGGUUGAGCACAUUUUUCCAUUAUGAGAUGUCAUUUGAAAGUGUAAAUAUUAUUUUUUUUAGUUGGCUUAAUGCACAGAUACUGAAAUGUCAUUGAGUUUUUAACCUUGUCCUUCACAGUAUUUUUUUUUUCUUUUUGUGAUAUCGCAGUGUUUGCUGUUUGUACAUGUAAGAUGAAUGUGAGAGAAAUGAUUUAUUUUUAUACAAUAUUCAUGCAAAUGUUGUCUAUAGAAGCAAAAUCAACAGUCAGGCAUAUAAAUGAAGCCUGAAAAUGCAGCUAGUGAUUUCACUAAUAUCAGAUGUUUAGGGUUCUGUCAUACAUUUGUUUGUGUAUUAUGUGCUGUUCGAUAUAAAGAAAAAAACAAGGACAGAUCAUGCAUGUUAAUUUAAUCUGCAUAUUUGAGAAAAAACCACUUUUUAUCAGUAAAGUGCUGAGCAUAUUGCUUCUGUCACUCCAGCCAGUGUGUCUGUCCAGUGUUUGAAUGUAAUAAACAAUAAAAUCUGUUACUAGGGAAA
This is a messenger RNA of Cyprinus carpio (common carp), 1712 nucleotides long. It is a transcript of the gene snn, whose product is annotated as stannin. Bases 1 to 264 code for a protein of 87 amino acids. Lineage: Eukaryota; Metazoa; Chordata; Actinopteri; Cypriniformes; Cyprinidae. The transcript has a single exon. The record is from RefSeq and is a predicted model, not a curated record. Gene Ontology annotation, cellular component: mitochondrial outer membrane.